This is a messenger RNA of Xenopus laevis (African clawed frog), 954 nucleotides long. RefSeq names its product forkhead box P3 S homeolog (gene foxp3.S). The record is from RefSeq and is a predicted model, not a curated record. The coding region runs from base 1 to 663 and encodes 220 amino acids. NCBI's taxonomy places the organism in Eukaryota, Metazoa, Chordata, Amphibia, Anura, Pipidae. The transcript has 5 exons.
AUGCCGACAGACUUAGUGUUCGUGUUCCCCCAGCCACAUUAUGCCGUAUUGGUAUUUAAAUACGAUACCUUGCUUCAGACGGCUGUUGGCUCCGGGAAAGAUGCUACAUUUGAUCUCCAAUCUCAGCACUUGGGACAAAGAUUAGAGGAUAGAGGAUAUCCUAAACACCUUAUCAGAAGUGCAUACGAAAAAGCCAGAAAACAGAGGGAACGUGGCCUCAUUCUUCACCCAACCCAUCCCAGCAUGCCAGCAUGGUCCAGCCUCGACCUCUUCAGUCCUCUGAAAAAGGAAUUCUCUAAUACCAUUUUGGAGCUGAGAAGGCAGCUCUGGGAAGGCAGCAGCUUUAAUAUAUUUCAGAACAUGUCUAACUUCGUUGACUAUUACAAAACAAACAAUGUUCGACCUCCAUUCACAUAUGCCUCUCUUAUUCGAUGGGCUAUACUGGAGUCCCCGCAGAAGCAACUGGCGUUGAACGAGAUCUAUCACUGGUUCACUAGAAUGUUUGCUUUCUUCCGGUAUAACACAGCCACGUGGAAGAAUGCAGUGCGGCACAACCUGAGUCUCCAUAAGUGUUUUGUGAGAGUUGAGAAUAUAAAGGGGGCUGUGUGGAUGGUGGAUGAAUUGGAAUUCCAAAGAAAGAGAGGCGUGAGGAAUUCCUGCUGAUUCUUAACCCUUGGGGUGGUUCCUUGUGCCCAAUGGAGAGCAGGUCCUUUCCUAUUGAUCGAACAGCACCAUGAUCCCUUCCCAGACUGCACUGGGUCUGGAUUUCCAGGCCAACCAGUAUCAGCUGGGUCCGACUGUGGGAAUGUGGUCCAACAACUAUACGUAUUAUAAUGAAUAAACAUGUCGAAAUUAAACUGUUUGUGUAUACCGGAAAUUGUGUUAUUGGUCUUUGCUCUAGGGCAGGGAUUUAAAUUAUUUGGCUUCUUCUUCUGACUCUUUCCAGCUUUCAAA